Molecule: messenger RNA, 1734 nt
Organism: Didymella exigua CBS 183.55
Lineage: Eukaryota; Fungi; Ascomycota; Dothideomycetes; Pleosporales; Didymellaceae
Product: oligosaccharyltransferase alpha subunit
Exons: 1
Coding region: 90-1580 (496 amino acids)
Cellular component (GO): membrane; oligosaccharyltransferase complex
Source: RefSeq, a predicted model, not a curated record
CGCAACGCAGCGUUUCGUCGCGACAACCCUCCUCGACGUUCCCUCAACACCGACCUUCACAUGACUGGGUAACUUGGCUGCUACCCAACAUGAGGUCGUUUUCUCUCUUCACGAGCGCCAUUGCGGCAUUGGCCAGCUUCGCCAGCGCCGAAUCCAACCUUUCGGAACCGCUGCGGUCGAAGCUGCUGCUGCCCAGCACAUUCAAGCCUCCGCAGGUCUUCAAGAAUGCCAACCUGGUCAGGACUACCAAUUUGGACAAAGCAUACCCCCGGGAGACGGUCAACAUUCUCAUCGAGAACAUUGACGCGAAGCCGCAGUCAGAGUACUAUGUGCCGUUCGACACGAGCCUGUUGUCGAGGAUCGGAGGGUUCGAAGUGAGAGACAAGAAGAAGGCAGAAGCAGGCACGUUCAGCGUCCAGGUCGUCGGCCUCGACCAGGACAGCACAACCGAAUACUACCGCGUCCACCUGCCUGAGCCCCUCGCACCCGGCGCCCAGCAGACCCUCAGCAUCUCCUACUCCAUCCUCUCGGCGCUCAAGCCCAUGCCCGCCGAGCUCCCGCAGAUGGCAAAGCAGUACCUGCAGUACACAUUUAGCGCGUACGCGCCCUCGGCCUACCCCGUCGACAAGCAGCGCACCAAAGUCAAGUUCCCCAACGCCGACGUCACAGACUACACCACGCUGCCCGCUGAGCUCAACGACGAGCAAAAGUCCGACCCGCAGAAGCAGGGCUCGACAUUCACAUACGGCGCGUACGCCAACGUGCCCGCCGGCGCUCAGCAGCCUGUCAGCGUGCGCUACGAGUUCACAAAGCCUGUCAUCCAGUCCACCCUGCUGGAGCGCGACAUCGAAGUGUCGCACUGGGGCGGCAAUCUCGCCACCGAGGAGCGCUACUGGCUCGUCAACGAGGGCGCCGGGCUGAAGAACCACUUCUCGCGCGUCGACUGGCAGAAGCAGUCGUACAUGAACCCGGCCACAUUCGCGCUGAAGGCGCUCAACCUGCCCCUCGCCCCGGGCGCAGUAGACCCGUACUUCACCGACGACAUCGGCAACGUGUCGACGUCGCGCUUCCGCCCAGGCAAGAAGGAGAACCUGCUAGAGCUGAAGCCGCGCUACCCAGUCUUCGGCACCUGGAAGUACAGCUUCCGCGUGGGCUGGAACGCGGACCUAUCGAGCUACCUGCGAAAGCUAGCCACGGGCGACGGGUACGCGCUCAAGGUGCCGUUCCUCGAGGGCCCGCGCGCGCCCGAGGGCCUGAGCUACGGCCGCGUGGUGCUGCGCGUCAUCCUGCCCGAGGGCGCUACCAAUGUGCGCUUCCAGACCAGCGUGCCUCUGAUUGCGGACGAUAUCUCGCUGCACAAGACCUUCAUGGACACGCUGGGCCGCACCGCGCUGACGCUGACGGCGACCAAUCUGGUUGAUGAUUUCAGAGACAGGGAGCUGAUCGUCACGUACGACUACCCCUGGACCGCGGGGUACAGGAAGCCCAUUGUCAUCACGCUUGGUGCGUUUGCCGUGUUCGCCUUUGUGUGGGCGGUGGGCAGCAUCGACACGUCGAUUGGCAAGAAGAAGACGGCGUAGAGAGAUGGCUGACGCAGCGCAGAAGAGGGGGUGGAGAUGAGUGGGAGUAGACAGGGCGCGGAGCCGAAAAGUCUGGCGUCAGUGGCAGGUACCCAAUAUCCAGUCGAGUUUGUGUUAGCAAGCAUGUAGAACAAUGUGAUGAUUUCCAGUCUAC